AGGGGACAUGUACACUGAUCAUCCCCAGAAGUGCCACCUGUCAGUGCUCCAGUCAGUGCCCAGUGCCCCAGUGCCACGUGCCCAUCAGUGCCACCUAUCAAUGCCAAUCAGUGCCACAUAUCAGUGCUACCAAUCAGUGCUGCCUAACAGUGCCAGUCAGUGCUGCCCACCAGUGUCAUGUAUCCAUGUCAUGUAUCCGUGUCAUGUAUCAGUGCUGCCUGUCAAUGCCCAUCAGUGCAACCUACCAGUGCCUCCUCAUCAGUGCCACCUAUCAGUGUCCAUCAGUGCAGCCUAUCAGUGCCCAUCACUGCAGCCUCAUUAGCGCACACCAGGGAAGGAGAAAAAUCACUUAUUUACAAAAUAGUAUAA
Messenger RNA from Staurois parvus, 369 nucleotides. The record is from the annotation of a GenBank genome assembly. Lineage: Eukaryota; Metazoa; Chordata; Amphibia; Anura; Ranidae.